This is a messenger RNA of Drosophila takahashii, 1766 nucleotides long. The record is from RefSeq and is a predicted model, not a curated record. Lineage: Eukaryota; Metazoa; Arthropoda; Insecta; Diptera; Drosophilidae.
CGCUCAUUUCAUUUCAGUUCUGCUCAGCUCGACCACGGUUCGUGUCGAUUUCGAAUUCGCAGUGGAUCGGAGAGGGUCUUGCAAGUAAAAUUCAUGUUAAUGAAUGUUAAUUUAUACAUUUGUAAGAAUCUAAAAACUGUUUUUCCAUACACAACAAUCGGUCGCUUGGCGGUGAUUUCGAAUUUGGAAGCAGUUGCGCCCGAAACGUCGACGCGAACGGUAAAGCUAAAAUUCCGGAAAAUAUAGGAUACCCCUAUACGAUGGAUCCCGAGUUCGUGAACAAAUACAAUCAGGUGCUCAGCCGGCUGAAGCUGGUGGAGAACUUCGAUGGCAGUGAUCCCGGCAAGCUGCCGCAGUUCCUGCAAAAGAUCGAGGCCCUCAUGCCGGCCAUAAAUAGUUUCGAUGAGUACUACAAGGCGCAGCUAAUAGGACAUAUAAAGAAUAAGUGCACGGAUCGAGCGAGGGAAGCGGUUUUCACCCGACAAAUGAGUGCCCCAGUGGGAGCGAAUGGCAAUGGAAAUGGUCACCUUUUGAAAGCCGAGUCCUGGCUGAAGCUCAAGGAUCAGCUUCUGUACAAUUAUGCGGAGAGGGAGUCCAGCUACUCGCUGAUCCACAAGAUACGCAGUGCCGUGCUGGACUCGAAUAUCGAGUUGUACUACCAGAAGAUGGCCAAGCUGAAGCACAGACUGAUCAAUCGAAAGUUGACUCACAAUGAUACCCUGUAUGGUCUCGAGGAUAUCGAGAGGAUAACGCUGCAGGUGUUCAGGGAUCACCUGCCGGAACCCACGCACUCGAUGAUCCUGCGCAGGAACCCAAAGAGCAUGGAGGAGGCCUAUCGGUAUAUUGUGGAGGUUCAGCAGCAAUUCUACACGCAGAGUGGAUCGCUGGCCAGCGAUCAUCAGGCGGCCACAUUUAGUACGAGUCACAAGCAGCAGUCUUAUGGAGUGGGAAUGGGCGGAGUGGGCGUGAGCACCGUAGGAUUGGGUGUGGGCAUGGGAGCCGUGGGUCUGGGACUCUCCUCCUACGCCCGCCAAAUGUCCAACGAGAAGGGACAGCAGCAGCUGCAGAACCAAAACUCCUCGAGGAGCUACUACAACCAGUCGGCACCGCCGGUGGGCGCCGGUAAAAAUCAUCCCAUGUUCAAGAGCCUGGGCAAUCCGACCUUCAAAUCCAGUUUCAGCUACAAUGGAAGCAGUAGCAAUACUUCCGGCUUGGGUUCGAAUUAUGCGAGUUCCAAGAAGUCGGAUAUUAAGCAGAAUUACCAGCAGCAAAAGAGCCAGAACUACGCGAAGACCUCAUCGUCGAGUGCCUGGAAGAAGUAGUAAUCGAUCUCCCAACCCAUCUAAUCCCAGAUCUUGACAAUCCCAAAACCAAUGAGAUAAGCAGAUCGAGCAUGACCUAAUCCCUUGGAGCCUGUGACUAAGCCAAAGAGGUAGUCAUGCUAAUUACCCCAGAAAACUCACCCUCUCUCAAAUGGCGAUGAUGAUGUGGCCGAAGAUUAUAGGAUGUGAAUAUAGAUUAAGGUAAUGAGAUGGGGGCUGGGGUACUUCCAGAUAACCCUAACAACUAAAUCAGUCACAUUUAAUAUAUGAUAAUGAUGCGAAUAUUUAAAUGUAUACAAAUAAUACAAAUGUUAAUAGUAUAAAAGACAAUGCAACAAAUGAAAUACCUCCAUGCACAUGCAAAUAAAAAAAACAAGUGAUGUGAAUAUAGAUGAAGAUAAUACAAAUAGUAGAAAGUAAAGGCAUUGGCUGAGUAAUUAAUAU